GUGUUGUCCUAUUUAUGCACAGCAUCUGCGGUCUUCGAUUUUGCGACAGCACAUUAAAUGUUGAAUACUAUAUUCUUAUUUAUUUUCUAUGUUGAAUUAGAUGUGUCGCUAUGGCGGAGCUUUUGUCAUCCGUUGCCGUAGGCACUCACCUCUUUGUUCGGUCUGACACGGCGGUAUGGCAGGAAGCUGUAGUUGACCAUAUAGAGGAUGGAAAAGUCUUUGUACGUCUCAGUGAAGCUGCUGGGAGUUCGAUAAUCGAAAUUAAGCCAGGAGAGAAGUACUACCCACACACAGAUGACAGGUUCAACUCUCCAAGCGGAUAUCCUGAUGAUUUAUGUAACUUAACUUAUCUUCAUGAAGCAUCGGUACUUCAUGCUUUGGACUGCCGCUUUGCUGUUGAUGAGAUUUACACGUUUACUGGCAAAAUAUUGAUCGCGGUUAAUCCUUUUAAACUGAUCAAUGGCCUGUAUGACGACUCCACUAUUGUGCGUUAUCUCGAAAGACAAGAUGAUGACGCACCUCACGUCUUUGGCGUGGCUCGUGAUGCCUACGAGAAGAUGACUAAGAAUGACCAAUCCCAAACAAUAUUGAUCAGUGGUGAAUCUGGCGCUGGUAAGACUGAGUCUACUAAGUUUGCCAUGAAGUAUCUUGCCAUUGCUGGCGCUGAGAGUAUGGAUAAAAAAUCGCCUGCCGAAGUUAAAGUUCUUGAAUCCAACCCACUAUUGGAAUCCUUCGGUAAUGCCUCUACAGUGCGUAACAUGAACAGUUCUCGUUUUGGAAAGUUCAUUGAAUUGCAAUACCGCAAGGAAAGUCCCGUAAAAUCGCGUUUGGUGGGUGCUCGUAUAGAGACCUACCUCUUGGAAAAGGUUCGUAUUUGUCAGCAACAGCCGGGCGAGCGCAAUUAUCACAUUUUCCACCAGAUUUCUGCUGCUGCGAAUCGGAAUGAGAAAUUUGUAUUUCAGCAGACUGGCUUCGGUGAGGACCAAACUCCUUGGGAUUUUGAUUUGACUAAUUUCCGUGGUUCUUUCCGUAUCAUUCCUGCGGAUUCAGAACGUGACUUUGAUUUGCCAAAUUUGAAUGAAACUUUAAUUGCUCUCCGCACAGUGGGUUUUACCUAUGAACAGGUAUCUGUGGUUUUUGACAUUGUGGCAACUGUACUCCACUUAAGCAAUAUUGAGUUUACUGAGAAGAAGGGCAGUGAAGGUGCUGCCAUCAGCAACAUGGAAGCUGGUCAUUGCCAGACGGUCACUACGUUGCUUGACGUUGACAGCGUUUCGUUAAUGAAUGCCCUUAUGACUCGUACUAUUAAGACUGCUAAUGAAAUGUACACAAAGCCGCUUCGUGUUGAGGAGGCUUGUGACGUCCGUGAUGCUAUUGCAAAGAACAUAUAUAGCAUGUUAUUCGAUCACAUUGUCGAGCGUAUCAAUGAGUCAAUUGGUUACGUUCCAGAUGCCACUUUAACCACUGGUAUAUUGGAUAUUUUUGGUUUCGAGUGUUUCCAACACAAUUCAUUUGAGCAGCUGUGUAUUAACUUCACCAAUGAAACGCUACAGAACUUUUUCAACAACUUUGUGUUCCGUUGUGAGGAGGAGCUUUACUCUGCUGAAGGCAUUACGUGGAAUGCACUCGACUUUCCUGACAACUCCGAUUGUGUCGAGAUGUUCAAGUGUCGUCCCAAUGGUUUGUUUGUAAUGAUCGACGAGGAGUGCAAUUUACCUGGAGGCCGUGACCAAUCGCUGUGUAACAAGAUAGUUCAACGUCAUUCUAAUAAUCCACGUUUUGCCAAAGUUAAACUUGAUCAGAGCAGUUUUGUGGUUAAUCACUUUGCUGGUGCAGUUCAGUAUAAGAUUGACGGUUUUAUGGAGAAGAACAAGGACCAGUUGUCCAACGAUGCCGUUUCAUUUAUUUUAUCCACUAAAAUAUCUGAAAUGAGGGAGAUAUUCCAGUCUUACAUUGAGAAAAAGAGGGUUACAGGUGGCCGUGCUGGUACUAUGGCUAAACAAAAGACUAUUUGCACUCAAUUCAGUGGCCAGCUUGAUUCUCUUAUGGCUAAGAUUGGUGCUACAAACCCACAUUUCAUUCGUUGCAUCAAACCUAGUCCGGAAUGUCGUCCCAAUCACUUUGAUCGACCCACGGUUGACUCUCAGUUGCGUUGCAGUGGUAUGCUUCAGGUUGUGCAGGUGUCUCGUGCUGGUUACCCAGUUCGUUUCCCUCAUGCUGAACUAUUCCACAGCUUCCGUUACUUGUUGGAACUAUCUGAAGUUAAGGCUGCUGAGGCCAUAGAAGACAAACAGAAGCAGGGGAAAUUUGUUUUGGAUAUUUUGGUACGUCGUCAUAUGACUGAACACCCUCCAUCCGAUUGUGAUUUGGCUAUUGGAAAGACUCUUAUAUUCAUGAAGAAUUCACCUUAUGAGCAAGUAUGUCUGGCGAUGCAAACUUUGCGCAAUUCAAGUGCUACUAUUAUUCAGGCUCGUGUUCGUUGCAACAUUCAGCGUAGGAAAUACCUUGAAACCAUGUGGCGCAUUCGCACGUUCCAAAUAUGGAUUAAAUACAAGGUCAAGAAGCUGCAACGUCAGCGUGCAAUUCGACUGCAGGCUAUUAUACUCAUACAAAGUGCUUACCGCAUGUAUUUGAAACGCAAACUUAUGCACGAGCUUCGUGAUACUGUUGUUCGCUUACAAGCCAACUGGCGUAGGCUCAACGCUAAGAUUUACGCAGAGGAGCGUCGUAUUCAUUCUAUGGCGACAAAGAUUCAAAAUGCUUGGAGGGGUUAUAGAUGUCGCACAUACUAUUUGGAAUUACGCAAAGCCACUAUUAAAGCACAAUUGCGUUGGCGAUCAAUAUUAGCUAGGCGCACUUUGCGUUCUCUACGUAUGGAGGCUAAGGACUUGGGUAACGUGAUUAAGCGUGCUCAGGGUCUUGAGGAAGACCUGAAGAAAGAGAAGGCUCUACGUGCUGAUGCUGAGGCUAGGGUGUUACAGCUUAACGCGAAGCUCUCUAGUCUUGAGAAAUCCAAUGAAGAUUUGCGCGCACAGAUUGAGGCCCUCACCAAAGAGCGUGAUACUAUGGCUGAGCGUGUACACGAAGCGGAAGCCGCCACUCAAAAGGCACAAACUGAUCUACGUAUGAUUAAAGAAUUCGUUAGCAAGGAGGCUCGUACUGGCGGCGAUGCCAAUAGGCUCAAUUCGUUAAUCGGGGAUAGUUCAGGCCCUGAGAUAUCACGUGCUGCAUCAAUGGCCCAUCGUCAACAAUCAUCCAUUUCACAGGGUGCUCAUGAAACCCAGCCGACUGCAGCGGAUCGUCGUGUUGAUAUCAUAUUAUGUGGUCCUCCUAGUUGCGGUAAAACUCGACUAUUGGAGAUGGCGCUUAUUAAAAAUGGUGAUGACAAAAACCUGGCCAUUUUGCGCAACACGGACUCUGCGCGUAUGGAACGUCGUAAGUUGAGUCCUUUGACAUUCCAAUUCCGUGUUGGCUAUGAUCGUAUGGUAUCAGUUGCUGAGAUCCCUGGAUCUUACUUUGAUUCUGAGGAGGCCAGGUCUAUGUUCCGUAAGGCUCACUUGAUUGCAAUUUGUUAUGAUCCCGGUACGCAGCACACUUUUGAUGAUGCUCGUGUUAUUGCUAACUUGCUCAAGCAGUUGGUUAACUCUAGGAACACCAGCAUUUGUAUGCUGCAGAAUGAUUAUAUAGCUUUGGAAAACGCCCGCCCCGUUGUCUGUGAUGUUAAUGAGGCUCAGCGUUUUGCUGUAGACAACGAUUUGUUAUUUUUGCGGGUUUCUGACUUUGUAACUUUCGUUGAGCAAAUAAGUCCUUACGUGGAGAACAAGAAAUGCCAACGUUUGAACAGUUCUAGUGUUGACAGUGCUAGUGCCGCUAGCAGUUCCAGGCGUGGCGCUUUGACUCUAUUUUACGAGCGUUUCCGUAACUUCUGGGCCGGGGUUAAUUACUCUGGAUUCCAAAACAAGCUCCUUGUUCCUACUCUUGUGGCACCCGAGGGUUCUAAGUUACCUCCAUUGUCUUUGAAGCGUGUUGCUCAGAUUUCGAACUACACUUAUGCAACCACUUGUGUUGCAUUCCGUCCUGAGCAACCUGAUGACGAAUUUGUUUUGCUUGCUGUGGGUCGUCGCGAUGGUUCGAUUAAUCUAUACCACUUGUUCCGUACUGACACUGAGAUGCGUGCAUUGAAUUCACCUGAUUUUGACGAAACUGCUCCUCAGCCACUGGAUGACAAGGUUACUAUUGUUGAGUCGUUCGCCUUGUCUUUGCAUACGAAAGCUGUUACUUCUAUGAGUUUUUCUAAGGUUGACGUAAACGAGUUGGUUACUGCUUCUGUUGACUGCACGAUUCGCGCUUGGAAUGUAAUGACUGGCCAGUUGAUAAAGGUGUUUAAUGAUUCAUUCCCUGGUUUGGCUGUAUUGUUUCACCCAGUGGAUCCUAUGCUGUUCAUCAGUUGCAAUUCCAAUCCCACGAUUAGGAUCAUCCACUACCAGAAGGGCUCGGUACUGCAAAAGAUUCGCACAAAGAGUGAGUUACGCUGCCUUGUCUUUGACGACACGCGGCUUAACUGUAUCGCUGGUAACGAAAAGGGUACCAUUUGCAUUUACGAAUCGCAGGAAAACUUACAUUUGAAGCUUUCAACUACUAAGCAGAUAUCUCGUGGUCCAGUUACUUGUGUCAAUUUCGUUCCUUCUACAUCACCUGAAUCGCCACCAAUGAUCAUCGCAAAUGUUUGCUCUGGCAACAUUUCCAUUUUGAAUUGCAUUUAUGACGGUGAAAGUGGGAAGAUAUCUGAACUCACAUAUCGCUACACAGUGACGAAUGCUCAUGUCGCCUUACCUCUUCGUUCGUGUUAUUCUAGAUUUGGCGGUGGUUGGUGCAUCUCUGGUUCUGAAGACCGCAAUUUGUUGAUAUUCUCUUUACAAGAGGAGAACAUGCCAUAUUCGAUAUCUUUCCAUCAGGGUCCUGUGGUUGCCGUUGCGGUGAAUUCACUUGACACCGUUUUGGUAACUUCAGACUCCAAGGGUUCGGUUGCUUUAUGGCGUCGUGUCAUAGUGUCGGCAAAGCGGUGACCUGCACAUCCAACCACUACUUCGCGGAAAUUACGCCUUCAAUAAA
This is a messenger RNA of Babesia bovis T2Bo, 5112 nucleotides long. RefSeq names its product WD40 repeat myosin-like family protein. NCBI's taxonomy places the organism in Eukaryota, Apicomplexa, Aconoidasida, Piroplasmida, Babesiidae. Gene Ontology annotation, molecular function: actin filament binding; microfilament motor activity; ATP binding. Gene Ontology annotation, biological process: actin filament organization; vesicle transport along actin filament. The transcript is spliced from 3 exons. Bases 111 to 5066 code for a protein of 1651 amino acids. Gene Ontology annotation, cellular component: myosin complex; vesicle; actin cytoskeleton. The record is from RefSeq and is a predicted model, not a curated record.